UCUUCAGGACUGCCCCUCUGUGCAUGUGAAUCAAUUUGAAAGAUAUAAUUUAUACUUUAAUAUGAAAGAAACUGCAAGAAGUAACUAUUGUCAAUAGGAUAAGGAUGCCAAACUUUGUUGUUGUUUUUUUGUAAUCAUGUUAUCUGAGUAUUCAUUGUGAGAAAAGUAACUCAACCUAAUUGGAUACCUGAGAGUUAAUACUGGGGCAAAAGCAUCAAUUUAGUGAAUAUGGAAAAACUUUUAUUUAUGUCACAUCUUAAAUACUACUAGGGGAUAUUUGGAGAAAACCAGCAUAAUAAGAUAUUAAAUAACCUCCUGUCUGAUCAGUUCUCCAGCAUGUAUAAUUUCAUCCCGGAGAGGACCCUCCAGGAUGUCAUGUGUGCAAAUUUAGUCUGAAGAAAAUCCUCAUAGAUAUUGAAAAUGCAUACUAAAGAGAACUCUCAUGAAUUAACAGACUGUGAUAAAGUGUCCUCUCAAGUCUCAUCCUUUAACCAUCAUUUGAGAAGUCAUACACUGAAAAAACAAUAUAAGGUUAAUAAAUGUGAGGAAACCUUCAACCAGAAGGGAAACUUCCUUUCUCAUCAGAAACAUCAUAUUGCAGAGAAACCUUAUCACUACAAGAAGUCUUCUAGUCAGAUGGCAAGUCUCAUUAGAUACCAGGGAAUUUAUACUGUUAAGCCAUAUGCAUGUAAGGAAUGUGGGAAAACCUUUCAUGGCAAAUCAUCUCUCUUGGAGCAUGAGAAAAUUCAUGCUGGGCAGAAACCAUUUGAAUGUAAUCAAUGUGGAAGAUCCUUCUGCCAGAAGCAAUACCUCAUUAAACACCAGAGCAUUCAUAGUGGAAAGAAACCUUUUAAAUGUAAUGAAUGUGGGAAAGCAUUUAGCCAGAAGGAAAACCUCGUUAUCCAUCAGAGAAUCCAUACUGGAGAGAAACCUUUUGAAUGUAAAGGAUGUGGUAAGUCAUUCAUUCAGAAGUCUAGCCUCAUUAGACACCAGAGAAGUCAUACUGGAGAGAAACCCUACACAUGUAAGGAAUGUGGGAAAGCCUUCAGUGGCAAAUCAAAUCUCACUGAGCAUGAGAAAAUUCAUAUUGGAGAGAAACCCUAUAAAUGUAAUGAAUGUGGAAUGAUCUUCCGACAGAAACAAUACCUCAUUAAACAUCAUAAUAUUCAUACAGGUGAAAAACCCUAUGAAUGUAAUAAAUGUGGAAAAGCGUUUUCUCGAAUAACAUCACUUAUUGUACAUGUGAGAAUCCACACAGGUGAUAAACCUUAUGAAUGUAAGAUAUGUGGAAAAGCUUUCUGUCAAAGUUCGUCUCUUACUGUGCAUAUGAGAAGUCAUACAGGUGAGAAACCCUAUGGUUGUAAUGAAUGUGGAAAAGCCUUCUCUCAGUUCUCAACCCUUGCUUUACAUAUGAGAAUCCAUACAGGUGAAAAACCUUAUCAAUGUAGUGAAUGUGGUAAAGCUUUUAGCCAGAAGUCACAUCACAUUAGACAUCAGCGAAUUCAUACUCAUUAAAGCACAAUAAAUGCUUUUAAGAACACCUGCAGAAUUUAUUCUGAACAGUACACCAGAAAACUUACAUUGUGACAUUAAUGUUGAAAAUUCUUCAACAACAACUCAAACAUUAAAACCAAGAUUCUUAACAACUAUCAUGACUUGAGGGUAAGUAAAAUAUUGCUACAAAAUCAUAGGAAUUUUUAGCAAAUAAAAACUGAAGUUACUGUUUUUUUACGGUAUUCUUCAUCUAAGUCUUUUCACUUGUGAAGGUGAUGUUUCCAUUGUUCUAACAAUUUUCUGAAGAGUUCUGGAAUCUGAUUUAUAUCACAUCAAACUUUGUAUUUUGGUACACUCAAAUAAUUCAAAUUUGUGUUCAUUUUCAGCAUCCUUUGGUAGGCAUUACUUGUUGUGCUGCAUUCUGCAAGGUCAGCAGUUUGAAACCACCAGCUGCUCUGCAGGAGAAAGAUGUGGCAUUC
Echinops telfairi (small Madagascar hedgehog) is the source of this 1973-nucleotide messenger RNA. It is a transcript of the gene ZNF260, whose product is annotated as zinc finger protein 260. The record is from RefSeq and is a predicted model, not a curated record. NCBI's taxonomy places the organism in Eukaryota, Metazoa, Chordata, Mammalia, Afrosoricida, Tenrecidae. The coding region runs from base 421 to 1515 and encodes 364 amino acids. The transcript has a single exon.